Messenger RNA from Syngnathus acus (greater pipefish), 6598 nucleotides. It is a transcript of the gene hecw2b, whose product is annotated as HECT, C2 and WW domain containing E3 ubiquitin protein ligase 2b. The coding region runs from base 1106 to 5638 and encodes 1510 amino acids. Gene Ontology annotation, biological process: regulation of dendrite morphogenesis. NCBI's taxonomy places the organism in Eukaryota, Metazoa, Chordata, Actinopteri, Syngnathiformes, Syngnathidae. Gene Ontology annotation, molecular function: ubiquitin-protein transferase activity; protein binding. The record is from RefSeq and is a predicted model, not a curated record. The transcript has 33 exons.
GGCGGUCUUAUUUUGACGUUGAACUCGACUCCUGCACACUCUGAACUCGGCUCAGCAAACAUUCGAAGUUGUUCAUCUGCACUUUUCAUCCCAAAAUAGGGGAUAACAUGGCUGCGUCUCUGGCUUGUUUGCACUGAUCAAGCCGUGAAAGAGCAGCGGAAACGGGGCGCCGGAUGUUGGCAGCUCCGCUCUAAUAAAUAAGACAUGAGCCUGGCUGGCUGCAUCGCGACGAGAGGGAGACAACCAGCCAUGAUGUGAGACUUCCAACAUGAUGUGUUUUUUACUGUUUUUGUGUGUUGGCAACGAGUAGACUAUCACAGCCUCGAGGGGGAGGCGGCACCUCGCGCGGGUGCUGGCCGCUUUGGACGCUGCUGCCAAGUCGCCGAGCACCGGAGCAAAGCGAGGCUCCGUCGUGCAUCAGUGAGGGACUUUUGUGGGGUGUAUUUUGAAAUCAGCACAACUAAGCUAGCAGUAUUGUGCUUCUACUACCACAUUGAUCCCUGAAUAACAACUGGGCGGCUCACAUUUCCUUCCUCAACAGCCUCCUCCUCAUCAUCUCUUGAGUUGGGUCUCUUGGCGCAACUGCCCAGCCAUCAAGUGUGAAACUAAACCGCCAAGAAAAAAGAUGCACCAUUUCAAGAGAUGGUCUGAGUCCACCAUCCUGAUGACACGGAAGCAAGACCAUGUCAAAGCCAAAAGGUCUCCAGCCGCCCUCCUCCCUGAAGUCAAUAACGGCUAUAAUAUUGGAUCAUGUGCAAGGCCCUUAGUCAUCUGCUUGUGUUGUAUCGGAGACUUUUAGAAGUUAGGAGAACUACAUGAACAACAAAGACUGGUACUGGCUUGUCUCUUUAUACCUCCUAGACACAAGAAGAAAUGUGUGGCAAGGAUAUCCAGACAUUUUAUCGUGCCUUGGACAGAGCACUUAAUUUUCCAUAGUCACCAUUUGUUUUGCCCUUUUUAUUUUUAUUGACUUCUAUUUCCCUUCACCUGUUCAACCUCAACCUUCUGGCCCAAUCAUCUGCUUCCUCCUCAACACCCUCAACACUGCCAUAAUCCUCACACUCAGCAGCAGCCUCCGCUCACAGCUUGUGACGCUGUGGUAACCAUGGCAACAGCCACAGCUUCCUCCUCCCCCCCGCCAUCCUCACCGGGAACCAAUGGCAGCGCACGGGAACACCUGAUGGCGGUGAGGCGCCGUAACCCUCAUGGCCGGCCGUACACGAUCGGGCCGGAAAACAUCCGCAGCCUGUCCGGGUCUUCUUGCCCCUCGCCGUCGGUCUUGACAUCAGGUGACCAGCCGGAAGCAGCAGGGGUGGGGCUGCAGAGGGCCAAUAGCGACACUGAUCUGGUGACCUCAGACAGUCGCUCCUCACUAACGGCGUCGACGUAUCAGCUUGUCCUUGGCCAUGGCCAUCUCGUCAUCUCUUGGGACAUCAAGGAGGAAGUGGACGCCACGGACUGGAUUGGACUGUACCACAUCGACGAGACCUGCGUUGCUAAUGUGUGGGACUCCAAGAACCGUGGCGUGAAUGGUACUCAGCGAGGCCAGAUUGUGUGGAAACUGGAGCCGGGGCCCUACUUCAUGGACUGUGAGACUAAGAUCUGCUUCAAAUAUUACCACGGUGUGAGUGGAGCACUAAGAGCAACAACACCUUGCAUCACCGUCAAAAACCCUGGAGUGACGGUGGGCACUGAAGGUCUUCCUGAGAGCCAAUCAGGGGCAGAGCACAGUCGUAAAUUGGUCAGCUUCACUCUCUCAGACAUCCGAGCGGUGGGCCUGAAGAAAGGCAUGUUUUUCAACCCGGACCCUUACCUGAAGAUGUCCAUCCAGCCUGGGAAAAGAACCGGCCUCCCAAAGUUCACCCACCACGGCCAGGAGAGGCGUACCUCCAUUAUCUCCAAUACCACCAACCCCGUGUGGCACGGAGAGAAAUACACUUUUGUGGCCCUGGGGAAUGACGUGAUGGAGAUCGAGGUGAAAGAUAAGUUUGCCAAGAGUCGACCAAUCAUCAAGCGCUUUCUGGGUCAGUUGAUCAUACCCGUGCAGCGACUUCUGGAGGGGCCAACGGCAGACCAACACCCAGUCAGCUACAGCUUAUGUCGCCGCCUUCCGACAGAUCAUGUUAGCGGGCGGCUGCACUUCCGGGUGAACAUCACCUCCACUGGACAUGAAGAUGUAACGGGAACCAUCUUGGGCAGCACAGUUAACAGCGACCCUGGGAGUCCCUCUGAUGAUGAAGACCUUCCGCACCACUCCACGUCUUCUCGCCUGGCAUGCGGCGCUUCCCUUACAGGCUCGGACGAAAGCUCCCUGUUAGCUAACGGUGCUUGUUACUAUGGCAACAGCAGCGCAUGGCAAGAAAACACAAUUCUAGCGGCUGCGGGCGGCCACACCCACAGGCAAGUUUCCCUCAAUGACUACUUGGACGCCAUUGAGGCCUCCGGUAGCGCCGUGGAGAGACUUCCCGCAGGGCCGUCGCCCAGACUGCGCUCCAGCUUUCCGACAGACACGCGCCUCAACGCCAUGCUCCACAUAGACUCUGAUGAGGACGAGGAGAGCGCGGAGCAGUGCGGUAGCCAGCAGGAGACGGGAUCGCAAAGGACUACAAAUGCGGAUAUUUCCGGAGGGAGCGAGGGCUCCAAAUGUGAGCACACCGGAUCACAAGCAGGCUCUCCUGUCGCUGAGUCGGCUCAGGCCGAUGGUUCGAGUAAUGCAGCAAACCUACAAAUGAAGGAGGGAACGUCGAUGAUCGUCAAUGCAGAAGAUACUGGCGCUUCGGCACACGUUAGUGAAGAGAUGGAAGCCAGUAGUUUUCCUGAAGCUUCGCAACUAGAGUCUGCCAGCGAUUGCACAUGCGGCGAGCAAAGUUCAAGGCUGGACACCAACUUAGAGGCACCCUGCGCUUCUUCAUAUAGCUGCGGCCCACUUUCACCCAUUCCGGAGGUGGAGAUGAGGACGGAAGUGGCUCCGAGGGCAGAGGAGGAAGCAGCCGAGCUAUCAAGCAGCAACAGCUUGGCAACGACUGCUAUGACAACCGGCAGCGACUUUGGAACCUCUGAAGCAGGGGCUGCCGGCCCAGAAGUGCAGGGAGAGGAGGCGGAUGAGGAAGAGGAGGCGGAUGAGCGGGGGGAGGUGUGGAAGAGACGCUCUGUGCGGGCCACUGAAGUUGCGAGCCACAACCAGGUGGCAUGCAGGCCCAGAGAAGGACUCGGCACCACUUUAUCAGAGCGAGAAUCCGCUCAGCUCAAUGGCCAUCAUUCUGCUCCUACGCUGCCGUCUGUCCGCCAUGACAUCAGUCGCUACCAGAGAGUGGAUGAGCCCCUCCCGCCGAACUGGGAGGCACGGAUCGACAGCCACGGGAGGAUUUUUUACGUGGACCACGUGAACAGAACCACCACCUGGCAACGUCCCACUGCUCCGGCUGCCCAGCAGACACUUCAGAGAUCCAGUUCCAUCCAACAGAUGGAGCAGCUGAACCGCAGGUAUCAGAGCAUCCGAAGGACGAUAACCAAUGAUAGUAGAGCAGAGGAGGCUCCGGCCAAUGAGCAGCCGUCAGACGAGACCGAUCUGCCCCCCAGCUCGCAAGAGCUGCGUCGAGACAGCAAUGCAGCCCAGUCCAGCUCCAGAUCCCGCCUCUACCUGCUACUCCAGUCUCCCAGUGCCAGGUUCCUCACCAGCCCCGACUUCUUCACUGUGCUGCAUUCUAACCCUAGUGCCUAUCGCUUGUUUACCACCAACACGUGCUUGAAACACAUGAUCAGUAAGGUUCGCCGGGACACGCACCACUUUGAGCGCUACCAGCACAACAGGGACCUGGUGGCCUUUCUCAACUUGUUUGCCAACAAACAGCUGGAAUUGCCUCGAGGCUGGGAGAUGAAGCACGACCACACCGGCAAGCCUUUCUUUGUGGAUCACAAUAGCCGCGCGACCACCUUCAUCGACCCUCGGCUGCCCCUGCAGAGCUGUCGACCGCCGAGCCUUUUGACUCACCGCCAACACCUGACCCGCCAACGCAGCCAUAGCGCCGGUGAAGUCAGCCCUCGGCGCCUGGUGGGCGAAGAGUGCCGUCAUGCCGGACCGCCCAUCUUGCCGAGGCCGUCGAGCACCUUUACGUCGUCGGCCUGCAGGGGCCAGGCGCCGGAUGUCAUGCCAGUGGCGUACAACGACAAGAUUGUGGCAUUUCUACGGCAACCCAACAUCUUUGAGAUUUUACAAGAAAGGCAGCCAGAUUUGCACCGGAACCAUUCGCUCAGGGAGAAGGUCCAGCUGAUCCGCACAGAUGGAGCGUCGGGAUUGGCGCGGCUGUCAGGAGACGCCGACCUCGUCAUUUUGCUGAGUUUGUUUGAGGAUGAAGUCAUGUCCUAUGUUCCUCCUCAUGCCUUACUGCACCCCAGCUACUGCCAGUCUCCUCGGGGCUCUCCCGUCUCCUCCCCUCAAAACUCACCCGGUACUCAGAGAGCAAACGCCAGAGCUCCAGCACCCUAUAAGAGAGACUUUGAGGCCAAACUGCGCAACUUCUAUCGAAAGUUGGAGACCAAAGGCUACGGCCAAGGACCAGGGAAGCUCAAGUUGAUCAUCCGCCGUGACCACCUGCUGGAAGAUGCCUUCAAUCAGAUCACAUGCUACUCCCGCAAAGAUCUGCAGCGCAGCAAGCUCUACGUCAGCUUUGUGGGCGAGGAGGGAUUGGACUAUAGUGGACCUUCCCGAGAAUUCUUCUUCCUGGUCUCCAGAGAAUUGUUCAACCCUUACUAUGGUCUCUUUGAAUAUUCGGCCAACGACACAUACACAGUCCAGAUCAGCCCCAUGUCGGCCUUUGUGGACAAUCACCAUGAAUGGUUUCGCUUCAGCGGCCGCAUCCUGGGUUUGGCACUGAUCCACCAAUACCUUCUGGAUGCCUUCUUCACCCGACCCUUCUACAAAGGAUUAUUGCGCAUCCCGUGCGAGCUGAGCGACCUGGAGUACCUGGAUGAGGAAUUUCACCAGUCACUUCAGUGGAUGAAAGACAACGACAUUGAGGACAUGCUGGACCUCACCUUCACUGUCAAUGAAGAAGUGUUUGGGCAGAUAACUGAGCGGGAGCUGAAGGCUGGUGGAGCCAACAUCCCAGUGACAGAAAAGAACAAGAAGGAGUACAUCGAAAGGAUGGUAAAGUGGCGAAUCGAGCGUGGUGUCGUACAGCAGACGGAAAGCUUGGUCAGAGGCUUUUACGAGGUGGUGGACGCAAGGUCUGUGUCGGUGUUUGAUGCCAGGGAGCUGGAGCUGGUGAUGGCGGGCACGGCAGAGAUUGAUUUGUCCGAUUGGAGGAACAACACCGAGUAUAGAGGAGGUUACCAUGACAACCAUAUAGUUAUCCGUUGGUUCUGGGCCGCAGUGGAGAGAUUCAACAAUGAGCAAAGACUUCGGCUCUUGCAGUUUGUGACUGGGACAUCAAGUAUUCCCUACGAGGGUUUUGCAUCUCUGCGAGGAAGCAAUGGACCUCGGCGUUUCUGCGUGGAAAAGUGGGGCAAAGCCACGUCUCUGCCCAGAGCUCACACGUGUUUCAACCGCCUGGACCUGCCUCCCUAUCCAUCCUUCUCUAUGCUCUACGAGAAGAUGCAGACUGCCGUGGAGGAAACCAGCACUUUUGGACUGGAGUGAGAUCCCUUUUGACAGAGAGAGUCCAGAUUUUCCACCCCUCACGUGAGGCCAUAUUCCAAAGCAGCUUGCAUCAACGUAUGAUUCGGCUUUGGAAGUAGGGCAGCCUUCACCGUUUGUUUUGGGUCACGGCUAUGACGUAGAAACAAACAGAAUGAAGAACCACAGCGCCUUGCGGACCACAAUCAGGAAGCGUGAACGGACCUAUCAGAGCGGAAGGCGUGGUGACAUCUUCAAUGUGAGUAGCGGACACAGUACUUUUAAAGAAUCUAUUAUUUGUGAUGGUUGUCACGGCGAUCUCUCGUGCUGACAAAGACUCAUGGCCUCUCACUACAUGGUGUUAUUUGAAUGUGGUGAUUUUAACCAUGUAAGAUAUUUGUAUCUGUUGUGAAUCAUAUGGUUGCAUUCAAUCCCGGCGUUAUUUAAUUAUGGGCGUUACAAUCCUGCACACGUUUGAAUAGUCAAAUGUUUUUCAGUCCAUCGAGGAGGAUUGAAGAAGUACAUUGUUAUAAUUUGUUGCUAUCAGUAUUCGGGCACCGCGAUGGCCCACCAUCACGUUGGAUUUUCUUAAAUCAUACUUUAAGCUGUAACUCUUCUUUUUAAUUUUUUUUAAUCCAGCCAAGAAGUCACAGUAGUUAUGUGUGCAGAGGUCAGGAUGCAUUUCACGAUUCAUAACUCGUCUUUCUACCGUAAGAGAUUGCCACACGAAUCUUGCCAGUGUUUCCCCACUUGUGUGUUUUCCAUCAAAAGAUUUAAUUGAACACGGUCAGAGUUGUUUGAAGCAUCGUUAUUGUUUCCUCACAGAAGACACUGCCUUCCUCUGUCCUUUUGAUAAGAACUAACCAAAGUUUUGGGCACAACCGGAACCAAUUCUGUCUAUGUAGACACCGGACCUCAAUUUUGCAUAUGAAUGUUGGCAGCACUGUCCUAAAAUAAAAUUCCAUCUUUGUCUAUGCAAAAUAA